This is a messenger RNA of Anneissia japonica, 7697 nucleotides long. RefSeq names its product protein patched homolog 1-like. Lineage: Eukaryota; Metazoa; Echinodermata; Crinoidea; Comatulida; Comatulidae. The transcript is spliced from 26 exons. Gene Ontology annotation, biological process: smoothened signaling pathway. The coding region runs from base 532 to 4563 and encodes 1343 amino acids. Gene Ontology annotation, cellular component: plasma membrane. Gene Ontology annotation, molecular function: hedgehog receptor activity; hedgehog family protein binding; smoothened binding. The record is from RefSeq and is a predicted model, not a curated record.
CUCACUCGUGGUCGUCGUAAGCGGGAGGUAUACACGCGUUUGACAAGCUUCUUAUGUCAGAUAUAUGUCCUAGCUAGUAGAAGCCUUUUGGCAUAUAGACCUAUAGUCUUGGCCUAUUGAUCGAUGUAAGCGAGCGUUUGAUAAUCCUAUGAGUUGAUAAGCCAGGCGUUGUGUUCAGAUUGAUGAAGUGGACAUCUUUUUUGUUGCCUGCCUUUGAAAAGCCUUUAAAAGUAUCGAUUUAUGCUCGAUGAAGCGUUUUUUUUUAUCUUAGCACUUUUGCUGAUUGGUCAAAAUAUACUUUCCAGAAAGAAAUGAACCGUACGGUAUAUCAUGUGGUCGAAAUAUAUGAAAGUUUGGAAGUUAUAUUUUGCCAACAUAAUGACACAUAUCGGUUAAUAAGUGAGCGACUAAAUAAUUAAAUUGAACAGUGCGUAUCGGCAUAGAAAGAGAACAACGAGUCUGGAUGGCAUAGGACUCUUUUAUACGUGGAUAUUAUAUUAUAUAUUGUUUUGACUUUAACAAUUCAUAACGAUGGGGUUUACAUCUGGUAUUAAGGAUUACGCGAUGAAAGGUGGACACCCACAAUUUUGGAAUUUCUUUAACACGAAGAAGGAUUCCCUCCCUCCUCGGAUGCCGCAGGAUUGUUGUUACGAGGACUUAUUAACCAAAACAAGUUGGUGCAAUGCAGAAUAUGCGUACAGAGAGAUAGAUAGGGGGAGAGCAGAGGGAAAUAAACUGGCCUUAUGGUGGAGAGCAAAAAUCCAGUCCAUGUUAUUUUGUAUCGGAUGUUACUUGCAUCUUCACAGUGGCAAAGUGUUAUUUCUUGGAGCUCUCUUUUUAGUUGUUUGUGGAAUUGGGAUGAAAUUAGCUAAAAUGGAAACAAAUGUAGAGAAAUUAUGGGUGGAAGAGGGUGGACGACUGGAAAGGGAACUGAAGUACACCUCAGAUACCUUGCAGGGAGGGGAAAGAAGUGCAAGUCAAGUUAUAAUUCAAUCUCCAAAAUACAAAGAAACAAAUAUUUUAACGCAAGAAAAUAUUCAGUUACAUCUAAAUGCAUCUUUAUUAGCAACGCAAGUUACUGUGGAUAUGUUUGACAUACCAUGGACGUUGAAGGAUGUCUGUUUUGUUGAAAAAUUUCCAGCUUUUGAAACAAUUGUAGAUAUUAUUUUUGAACAACUAAUGCCUUGUACAAUCAUCACUCCCUUGGAUUGUUUCUGGGAGGGUUCAAAAAUACUAGGGCCUGAUGAACCAGUUUUUAUUCAGGGUAUGACACCAGAACCUUUGGUGUGGUCCAACACAGAUCCUUAUAAACUCGUUAAUCAGUCUUCUGUAUCCGGUUACUUUCCAGAAAACAUUAAAAACAUGAUAGAUGCUUCUGGGAUAGGGCAUGGGUAUCAGGAUAGACCGUGUCUCAACCCUUACGACCCAGACUGCCCCUCGAAAGCACCAAACAAGAUCUCUAAGGAGAUCCCUGAUUUUACAACAUUGAUGACUGGUGGAUGCAGUGGCUAUGCAAAAUCAUACAUGAAAUGGCCAGAGGAAUUAAUAAUGGGUGGAAUCAAGAAAAAUGCCAGUGGUCAUAUUCAAAGUGCCGAGGCCCUUGAAACCAUCUUUCUAUUGAAUAGUAAGAAAAACAUGUAUGACAACUUGAUAAACCAUCCACGAGUUAGCCACAUCAAAUGGACGGAGGAGAAAGCAGAAGCCGUAUUGGAUGCCUGGCAAAAGGAGUUUACCAAGGCUGUUCGCAAGAGUGCAGCCGAGCAUCCUACACAAGAUGUAAAUGCUUUCUCAGAAGCUUCCAUGAACGAGGUGCUGACAGAGUUCUCUGAGACUAGCCUACCUAACGUCGUUGGUGGCUACAUGUUGAUGGUUCUUUAUGCAUUUCUAACUAUGGUCAAACUGUGUGAUGGUGUAAAGUCCCAAGGUGCAGUUGGCCUGUUUGGAGUGUUACUGAUUAGUGGUACUGUGGUUGCAAGUCUUGGAUUUUGUGCUUUUAUCGGCAUUAAGUUCAAUGCAUCUACAACUCAGGUACUUCCAUUUUUAGCACUGGGUCUUGGUGUUGACGACAUGUUCCUGCUAGCUCACUCUUCAGCAUCAUUACCAAAAGAAAUUCCCACAUUGAUCAAGACAGGGGAACUUCUGAAAAGGACCGGAGUUUGUGUUUUUAUGACAUCCCUCACCAAUAUGAGCGCAUUUCUCCUUGCAGCUAUAAUUCCAAUUCCAGCUCUUAGAUCUCUUUGUUUUCAAUUUGCAAUCAUUGUCAUUUUCAACUUUUUAUCUGUAAUCCUCAUCUUCCCUGCAAUAUUAGCACUAGAUUUAGAAAGAAGAGAUUCAAAACGGGUAGAUAUUUUCUGCUGUUUCAAAAGUUCAAGUGCAAAUAGGGUGGUAACGAUACAACCCUCCCCAAUAUCAGAUAGCCCAGAUCUGAAUAGUAAUCGGCGUCAUCAAAAUCCGAUGGAAACACACAUCACGCUCCACUCAACUGUAGAAACUGUAACCCAUUUAAGGGAUGAUAUGUCAGACCAGUGUGUCACUGUGGUUGAACCUUCUACAACCAUGACGUGCACGACGACGCCAGAUGUACGUGAUUGCGCAAAUAUGCAAACUGGCGUGCGGUCGUCCUCUACGAGAACCUUAUUGAGACAGGACUCUGUAAAUCAGCAUGUUACUUGUUGGAGAGAUAACCGCAAGAAAUUUAAAUGCUGGAAGUGGUCAUUGUCAGGAUUCGUCAAGAAUUACUACGCACCGUUUCUAAUGAACAAAUUUGUAAAAGGCGUUGUAUUAUUAACUUUUGCUGGAUUUCUCAGUGCAAGUGUUUUUGGAAUUCUGCGAGUAGAAGAUGGUCUAGAUUUAACAGACGUCGUUCCAAGUGGAACAAGAGAGCAGGAUUUUCUCCAAGCGCGAUUGAAAUAUUUUAGUUUCUAUAAUAUGUAUGCAGUAACCAUGGAGGAUUUUGAUUAUCCAAACAAUCAAAAGUUACUCUCAGAGUAUCAUAAAGAAUUUCAGAAUAUUCCGGAAAUUAUUAAAAAUGCAGAUGGAUCAUUGCCAAAAUUCUGGUUGGAUUAUUUCAGAGAGUGGUUACUAGAUAUUCAAGCAGCUUUUGAUAUUGAAAAAGCAAAUGGAAACUUGUUGCCUGAUAAAUGCCUUCAUGCAGCUUCUGAUAAAGGUAUGAUUGGCUACAACCUGAUUAUUCAGACAGGAGAAGUCACAAGACCCAUCAAUACAGAUCUGUUUUAUACUGGAAGGUUGGUGGACAGCGAAGGGAUAAUUAACCCGAAAGGCUUCUAUAAUUAUCUGACUGCGUGGAUAAACAUAGACUCAAUGUCAUUUGAGGUUUCGCAGGGAGCUCUUCAUCCUUCUGUCCAAUCCAUUGCACCAAAUACACUGGAAAAAAUGUGUAGGGCUAAUGUUGCCCGUGCCAAACAGCUGAACUUCACUCAAAUGCCAUUCUAUGUUCACAAUAUUUACACAACGGAGGAUUUUGUUCGUUUGAUCAAGGAUAUGCGAAACAUUUCCGACCAUUUCACAGCAAUGGGCUUACCGAACUAUCCCAGUGGCAUACCGUUCACAUUCUGGGAGCAGUACAUCAAACUUCGCUACUACCUAAUGUUGUCGCUCGUCUGCGUCUUUGCGGCAAUAUUUGUAGUCAUCAGUAUGCUUCUCUUCAACCUGUGGGCUGCUUUUCUUUUGGUUUUGGUUCUCGUAAUGAUAACUGUAGAACUGUUUGGUGUUAUGGGUUUUAUCGGAGUGAAAAUGAGUGCAAUCCCUGCCGUCACACUUAUUAUAUCUGUUGGAAUCGGCGUUGAAUUCACCGUUCACACACUCUAUGCUUUUUUAACGUCGAUUGGUGAUCGUGAUCGACGUAUUUCUAUGGCAUUAGUGAGCACGUUCACUCCGGUUGUAGAUGGCGGUAUUUCGACUUUCCUCGGUGUUGCUCUUCUUGCUCGUUCAGACUUUGAAAUUGUUGUAAUGUAUUUCUUUGAAGUUUUGGCCGCUUUAGUAGUGAUUGGACUUCUAAAUGGUUUGGUUCUGUUCCCUGUGUUACUAUCAAUAAUUGGACCAGAAGCUGAGGUUCGACCACUACACCAAGCAACAAGGCUAAGCACGCCAUCUCCUCCGCCUUCACCGGUGCAGGAACACAGUUAUAUAACAAGGCAAUAUGAUAGGAGUUACGAUAGAAGGCGUGACUUCACGCGUAUGUCUGUGUCUGGAAUGCGAGAUAAUAGACGACGACAAAUGCGAGAGGAACACAUUGAAAUUUUACCACCGGAAGUAGUAGUGGAGAGAAGUUUGCCAAAAGAUUAUAAAACAAGACGAUCAACUAGGCGUCAUUCUCACAGACGAUCGCAGCGACCACACAGAGAUUCACGCUCCUUCAACCCAGCUAUGCAUUCGGCACCUCGGCAUGAAACUACUGUAACUACGACUGCCCGUGUUCGAAUCAUUCACGGUUGUGUCAGUGACAUUGAAAAUCAGAACUUUUAUCGCACGGGAAAGGAAGACGAUAUGAAGAUAGAGGAGUUGGAAUAUCCUGCUGAUGACGGUGUUGAUUCAACAUUGUAAAAUAUGUUGCAGUAUGCUUAUGAUUGUGUGUGACUUGAUUUGCUGCCAAAAUAGAUGAGAAAAGAAAUCUGAACUCAAAUUUAGCAUCUUAAAUUUUACAGUUAUGAUGCUAAUAAUAAAUACUUUUGGGAUUUGUAAAAUAUGUACAGCGUAUAUAAAUAUAUAUUUAUUUAUGAUAUUAAAAUUAACAUAUAAAGAUAAUAAUUUCUUAUAAUUAAUUUGACCUGAUCCCCACACUUAAAAUUAAGUUUGAUUUGUAUAAACUGUUUAUAAAUAUGUUGUUUUGUACAUUAGUAGAUUUUACUCGCGGUUUAUAAAAUGUUUUGCUGGGGGCGGAUAGAAUAUUUGAUUUGGUGUUUGCAUAAAAAAGUUUAAGGGUAUAAUAAGAUCUGAAAACCUUAAUUGAAAGCACCUAAUCGCAAGGCACUAUACAGGAGUGGAUCAAGGGGUGGGGAAACAAGAGCUAAGGCCCAAAAAAGGGGAAGAGAAGAAUAGAAAGAGAGGAAGCACCUCCCCCUACCCCUUGGUCCAUAAUUCGCAUGACCCAUGGCUCCUUUGAAAGUUUUUCUCUAGAUCUGCCACUAUUAUGCUAAUAUUAUGUCAAGCUGUUAUUAUUAUGCCAAAUAUUGUUACAUUAUUAUGCAGUUAUAUUCAGCACCAAAUCAAGUAUUCUGGAUAUAAAAAACAUGUUUCAAAUUAAAAUAUUGUACAGAGAAUAUCAGUACAACUUGUAAAUAUUUUAUAGUGAUAAAAUCUAUUUGGAGAAAUUCAAAUAGAUGACGUAGAUCAAUUUGUGUUGAUCAUCUUUAAAACAGUUAGAUUAAAAACAAGGUUUAGUAAGUUCCAAGACUUGAAAUAAAUAGAAAGGACUGAUUUUGUAAACUCGCAAGAUUUUUUUACCAGUAAAAUGUGUUCAUUUUCUUCCGGGAAUGGUGUACAAAAUGUGAUUAUUUUUGUAAAAGACGCACGACAGAAUAGGUGAGGAUAGCGAUAGUGUGUGAUCUAAACAUAGAUAGUUUUGUCCGCAUACAGUGACAAAUCGGGUUGGUUAUUCACAUCUACAAGCAUCUAUUUAAGAUGCGAUCUUUUUUGAACUAUUAAUGAUUGCCUCAGGGAAGUACCAAAAUUGAUUAGGUUUUCCGAAAUACAAUUGUGUUUUUUUAUUAACACAUGUUUUCUAUUUUAAGUGGGGGGUGGGGGGAUACUUAAUUUAGAAAAUAUUACCAUGUUGGUUCAUUUAAGCAAUUGUAAUUUUUAUCUAAUUGAAGAGAGUGAUUGGAAAAAAAUUGUGAUUGUUUUUGUAGAAUUUUAGCCCUACCUCCCUAUAAAUACAUUGAAAUUUGAAACAUUUUUAUGGAUAAUAUGUCAUUUUAACAUCUUAAACAUUUUUCAAAUAUCUGUAUAAAAUAGAAUACCAGUACAGUAUUAGGAUUAAACUCAUAUUUUUGUAAUCGAAUGGAAACAUCAGUUAUCAAACGCUUUUGAUGUUUUAUGUUUGAGAUAUUUUGAAUGUACAUCCAUCCUCAGUGGUAGGUUCAAGACAUUUUGCAAGGGGAAGGAGGGAAGGGAGUGGUUGGUCCCUUAUGUCAUGUGGGGUCCAGAGGGCAUAGCCUCCUGGAAACUCCAAAGUUUUAGCAAAAUUUUAAUUAAUGAUUCUCGCAUUUUUCGGCUGCUAAUGGGGAGUGAGAGGAAGAAGGUUAACCUUUCACCACCCCUGGACCUAACACUGAUACACCAUUAUACCCUUAUCUGAUGCAUGUAUAUUUGUAGACUUAUAUGUUUGUAAUCCCAUUGUGUUUUUUUCUAAUGUGUGUGAAGUUUUGUUAUGGUAGAGUCGGGGGAAGCAGUGCCUUUUUAUAGUAUACAAAUUCUAUAAAUUUGGGCAGCUCCAUAUAGUGUAGAGUGUAAAGAAAUGUAAAUAUGUUUUCCCUCCUUAUUUAUAUAUUUUCCUUGAAAUUGUUUGUCAAGUUAUUUUUGAGUGCAAUAUGAUGUGAGAUCAGCCGAUGGCCAAUGUGUUGUUGUUUAGCUUAUGCUUAAGGUUUUCAGUAACCAUGGAGAUAUAAAUAUCCUUGGUUUUUAAUCACAUGACAUGAGAUCACACCUUGCACUCUGAUUUAUAAAUUGUCAAUUUUUUGUGUUUUUCAUUAAAUUUAUUUCACAUUUAUCAAGUUCAAAUUAUUUUUUAACUUUUGCAAAUGAUUCUUAAAAUCUCACUAAUGGAUUUUUUACUGUAAAAUUAUAUAUUAAAUAAUUAUAAUAAUGAAAACUGACAUCAAAAUAUAAUAAUGUACUUAUAUAGCUUGCUUACCCAUUUGGGUAUCACAGCGUUAACAUUUUGAAAUAACCCAUUUUACUUAAUAAUUUGUUUAUGAAUAUGGCUGUUAUGGAUACCUUAAAUUUAAGUUACAUAUGUUAUUUAAAAAAAUACUGUAUUACCAUUAAUGUCUUACCAAAUUAAAAGCACAUAUACGGUAUUAAGUAAGUAAUGGUAAAUAUUUUGUGAUUAGUUGCUUGCUAAGAAAAUGUUUUAAGAUUUACUACAUUCUAAAUGAUUUUACUACCUGUUGGUUCAUCGGUUUUUCCUACUUUUUGUUUUUCCCUUUCUUAUUUUUCUACUCUUCUUGCUUUGCUUGCUUGCCUUUUUGCGGGAUUCUUUUCUCUUGCGCAAACUGGAGUAAUCAGGCGACUUUUUACCAAUACAGUAUUAGUACACAGGAUUGGUUAAAAUGACUGUUAUGUCAGCCAAUCCCAAAGUACACUAGUAGAUAAGUUAUAAUUUCUGUCAAACCUUGAUUAAUUGAUGGACAACCACGUCUGUUUUGUUUGUAUAACUGUAUAACAUGUUGUCAAGAUUAUAAUGACAUCAUUCUCUUUAUAUUUAAAUGAUCUGACUAUGUGUACAAAAUAAUAUUUCCAGAAGUUUGCUCAUAACUGCCAAAUACCCUAAAAACGUGUCAGUUACAUUACAUGGGUGAAUGUUUUUAUACAACAGGUAACAGAAUUAAGACUAGUUAUCAGGUAGAAUGGUGUAUAUGAUAUAUAUAAAGUAAAAAUACAAAAACUGUAAAUUAUAAUUAUUGAUGUUUGUUAAUCAGAAUUGUUGGUGAAUAAAACAGUGAAAACACGAAAUACGA